This is a messenger RNA of Adineta steineri, 255 nucleotides long. NCBI's taxonomy places the organism in Eukaryota, Metazoa, Rotifera, Eurotatoria, Adinetida, Adinetidae. The record is from the annotation of a GenBank genome assembly.
AUGUCAAUUGAAAAUAAAUCAACAUUAAAAAUAAUGGCACUUGGUCGUCAAUUUGAACUUGGAAUGCUUUAUGUCUAUAGAACCGAUAAACUUAUUCCCAAUAUAUUAUUAUGGGGUUCUCAUAUAACACCAAAUACUAUUAAUUGUCGAUCAUUAUCAAUGCAAAAAUGUACAAUUCAUAAAAAAGAUACAUUUAAAGAAAAAGGAGAUUUAUUAGGGUGUAGGUGUGGAUGGGCUAACAACCUAUCAGACUAA